CGACAUAAAGCAUAGUGUCCGGGAGUAAGACAUGACAUGACAACCUGCACUUAGUAGCACAACAACGACAGAAGAAGAGAGAGAGAGAAACUGAAAACCCAAAUACAAACGCAAACACAAACACAAACACAUUGUUAAACUUAUUAUUUAUUUAUUUAUUGAUGUAACAAAUAAAUAAAUAAAUGUUGAAAAACACCUACACUGGUAUCAACGUUCUCCAAUUGGCGUUGCAAAUCUAAAAACCACCGAUCCAAUCCAAACACGACACCACCCCAAACACACAACACCAACGUUGACAUUGUUUCUUCAUCAGGGUUCUCUCUCAGAUCCCUGCAUUCAAUUCACAGGGUUGAAUGUGAAUGAAUGUUGUUGAUAGACUACAUGCAUAUGGGGAAGUUGAAUCGGUGCCUUGAACUUAAAUGAAGAAAGAAUUUGCAUGGCCACAAUUCACAAAAAAUCUUCUGAUCAUGGUUGGAUCAAGACACAGAUCAAACUUAAAGAGGCCUACUUGGAUUAUCGUUUUAGUGUUCAUAGUCUGCUUUUUUCUGCUUGCUGCUUAUAUUUAUCCACCGCGGAGCUCCGCUUCGACGUGUUCUUUGUUUAACUCUCAAGGUUGUAGUGUUGGUGGUGUUGGUCGUACGUUUAAUAAGCCACCACCCGUACAGACUCGGGAAUUCACCGAUAAAGAGACUGAAUCUCGGGUUGUUAUUAACGAAAUUCUUAAGUACUAUGCUGUUCAAAGCACGGUCCCUAAAGUUGCUUUUAUGUUUUUGACUCCGGGCACAUUACCUUUCGAGAAGCUCUGGCAUACAUUCUUCCAGGGCCAUGAAGGAAAAUUUUCUGUUUAUGUGCAUGCAUCAAAGGAAAAACCGAUACAUGUCAGCCCCUAUUUCGUUGGACGAGACAUCCACAGUGAACCGGUAACUUGGGGAAGAAUUUCUAUGGUUGAGGCAGAAAGGAGACUUUUGGCAAAUGCACUUUUAGACCCUGAUAACCAACAUUUCGUACUGUUGUCUGAUAGCUGUAUACCGGUGCGCCGCUUUGAUUUUGUGUACAACUACUUGUUAUUAACAAGUGUCAGCUUUAUUGACAGUUAUGUGGAUACCGGUCCGCAUGGAAAUGGCAGGUAUGUAGAACGCAUGUUGCCUGAAGUAGAAAAGAAGGAUUUUCGAAAGGGUUCACAGUGGUUCUCGAUGAAACGGCAGCACGCUCUAAUAAUUAUGGCAGACAGCCUCUAUUUUAAUAAAUUCAAGCAUCAUUGCAGGCCGAAUAUGGAGGGAAAUCGUAACUGCUAUUCUGAUGAGCAUUACUUGCCAACCUUUUUUAAUAUGCUUGAUCCAGGCGGUAUCGCAAAUUGGUCGGUGACAUAUGUUGAUUGGUCCGAAGGAAAAUGGCAUCCUAGGUCAUUCAGGGCUCGUGAUAUUACUUAUAAACUCAUGAAAAAAAUAGCGUACAUUGAUGAAAGUCCGCAUUAUACAAGUGAUGCAAAGAGAACAGUGGUGAUUCAACCUUGCGAAUUAAAUGGCUCAAAACGAUCUUGUUAUCUAUUUGCUCGGAAGUUUUAUCCGGAAACUCAAGAUAAAUUGAUUCACUUUUUCUCGAAUUCAACUACAUUCUAAAGUAUUUAUAAAUACUUCUUCAUCAUUCUUUAGUGAAUCAACACCAUAUGGUCCCCAGAACCAUCUUUCGCACAUACGACAUAUCUUAUUUUGAGAAGUUCCCGACGGCUGAGUCUGGUGGAUAUAUUUCUUAAAAAGACACAGAAGAUGAUUAGAUCAAAUUUUGAUUUCCUGGGGCUUGAUGAAAUGGAACUUCUGAGCUUGUCUGGUUGGAUAAUAUGGUGUUCCUAUUCUACAAUAUAUUUUGUGUUGUAUUUGAAACAUCAUAGAUUAUUAGAUUAUUCUUCUGAGGGUUGAAAAGUUUUGGUAUCCUUGAUAGGAUAGAGAGGGAGGGAUAAGGUUUGAUCUUGAUAUGACUCUAGAAGCUAACUUUAUUAUUUAUAAUAGUUCAUCUGUUAUGCAGAAUUUGUCACAAUAUUUUGUUUAUACAUGCAGAAAUCUUUGGUUUUACA
This is a messenger RNA of Medicago truncatula (barrel medic), 2071 nucleotides long. Its product is annotated as glycosyltransferase BC10. Bases 420 to 1619 code for a protein of 399 amino acids. The transcript is spliced from 11 exons. Gene Ontology annotation, molecular function: glycosyltransferase activity. The record is from RefSeq and is a predicted model, not a curated record. Gene Ontology annotation, cellular component: membrane. Lineage: Eukaryota; Viridiplantae; Streptophyta; Magnoliopsida; Fabales; Fabaceae.